Messenger RNA from Sesamum indicum (sesame), 532 nucleotides. Its product is annotated as ATP synthase epsilon chain. Gene Ontology annotation, biological process: proton motive force-driven mitochondrial ATP synthesis. The record is from RefSeq and is a predicted model, not a curated record. NCBI's taxonomy places the organism in Eukaryota, Viridiplantae, Streptophyta, Magnoliopsida, Lamiales, Pedaliaceae. Gene Ontology annotation, cellular component: mitochondrial inner membrane. Gene Ontology annotation, molecular function: proton-transporting ATP synthase activity, rotational mechanism.
AUUCCGACUCACACGAACAAACACUUUUGAGGUUGGGAAGCUAGUGAGUGAGAGAGAGAGCAAAACAAAUCGAAAAGGAAGAGGAAAUGGCGUCGAACGCUGCGGUCCCAUUCUGGAGAGCUGCGGGGAUGACCUACAUAACGUACACGAAUCUCUGCGCCAACUUGGUGAGGCAGUGUUUGAAGGAGCCCUACAAAUCCGAAGCUUUGAACCGUGAGAAGGUCCACUACUCCGUUUCUCGAUGGGUCGACGGCAAACCCGAGAAACAAACCCUCCGCUCUGAUAUUCCUGAAUGAGGCCGGACAUUGGCAAACAAGCGUUGGUUAAAGGUUUUUCCAGCUGAAGAUCUUUUUCAUCUUUGUGUCUUUGCUUCAAACUGUUGUGGGUCUGUAAUUCCCCGAAAAAUUUGACACUGUUUUUUGUUUGGACAAAAUGUACUGGUAAUAAUGUGAAUGCUUGAUUUUUGUUUAUUUUACAUACGGUAUUGCAUAUGGUUUGGAGGAAUAAUUAUUUGGACAAGAGUUACCCAAAA